AUGUCCCGACUUCCACGCGCCGGGAAGAUGUCUCUUGCUGCCCGCAAGGAUAUUCGAGAUUCCUGGGAGAACAAGAAGGGCGAAUACGAAGAGAUGCUCUCUGGAGUACUUGGUCGGCCAUGGACUGUUGCCGUUGAUCCGUGGGCCUUUUACCCCUAUGCCCAGAAUUGCGGUUAUGAAACAUCUGUCGGGGAUCUCAUUGCCAGAUAUAUUGAUGGCAUUUUAUAUCAAUUGCGCGAGUUUGUUGACCGAAAUGGAAACGAAGCUAGGGAUGAGAUCAAUGAGAUCUGUGCCGCCCAUGUUAUAACUAUCGACUGUGAUAACACAAAGACCAUAUCCUACUGUGCUGUCAAAGUAUCCUCUGAGGGUCAGCUUGUCAUCAUCUUUAACGAACAAAACCUAGGGGUUAAUACAUCCGAUGCUGCCGACAACAACAAUCUCACCAAAGCGCUUAACGAUGCCCCUUCACCAAGGCCCAUGAGCUUCAUCGCAAGAACCUCAAUCAAAGACGGCUAUAACAAUUCUAUCGGGAAGAUACAAGAAAAGCUCAAAGAGAUGCUCAAUCAGGACAUUUCUCUUGUUCCCAAUUUUGAAGCAAAUUUUGAGAAACUGAAAAGCAGCUCUGAUGCUGAUAGCGGUUGGGAGCGUAAUUUCGGGGAUAUCCACCUCGCAUAUUUCGAUGGUUUGGUCACGCAGCUCGAAUAUGAAAAGUUUGGUGAGGACGAUAUGCUUCGAGAUGGCCUUCUCGAAGGGAUGGAUAAGCAUACCGUUUACAUCCGUAUUGUAGAACAAACGAAGAGAUCCUACAACGGGGUUGUUAUUGAGGAUGGUGUUCUUUACCUUCAGACUACACCCGCGAAUUUUGGAGUCAACACUGCUCAGGUGGCUAGCGAUAUUGUUAACAUCUUGUAA
Fusarium venenatum is the source of this 912-nucleotide messenger RNA. RefSeq lists its product as uncharacterized. The record is from RefSeq and is a predicted model, not a curated record. Lineage: Eukaryota; Fungi; Ascomycota; Sordariomycetes; Hypocreales; Nectriaceae.